Messenger RNA from Varanus komodoensis (Komodo dragon), 2488 nucleotides. Its product is annotated as zinc finger protein 2 homolog. The transcript is spliced from 6 exons. The coding region runs from base 14 to 2116 and encodes 700 amino acids. The record is from RefSeq and is a predicted model, not a curated record. Gene Ontology annotation, biological process: regulation of immune system process; regulation of cytokine production; negative regulation of transcription by RNA polymerase II. NCBI's taxonomy places the organism in Eukaryota, Metazoa, Chordata, Lepidosauria, Squamata, Varanidae.
CCUGCCUCCGAAGAUGGAGCAGUGGGUCAGAGGAUGCGUGCCGGAGACCAGCUCCCAGGCGGUGGCCCUGGCAGAGGGAUUCCUCCUGAAUCAGGCGCAGGCCAAGAAGCAGGCAGAGGGGCAGGAGCCGGUGGGAGUGGUCGCCGAUUUCUCUGAGGCUGAAGAAACUUCCCCGGACCCCACACGGAGGCUGCUGCUGAGGGACAGCCUACAGGGCGGCGAUGGGGGUGUCAUCACCGUGGGAAAUGGGACAGCGUUUGGAGAUAGUGAAAUGGUGCUUGGAGGGCCUUCUAGGCCACCGUCCCUCUGUGGUGGAAUGGAAGCAGCUUCCGUGCAGCCAGAACAGAGCCUGGUGACCUUCGAGGAGAUGGCCGUGCAUUUCACGGCAUUUCACAGAGCAGGCGGAAGACGAGGCCCUGCUAGGUCCCAGCCAGAGGGCUCGGCCGAAGGGAACCGCAGAGAACUGUGGAGCCACGGGGACGUGGCCACAUUGGGGCUCUCGGUUCCCAGAUCCGACCUCAUCUCCUGGCAGGAAGAAGAAGAAAAUCCAUUUGUAGCAGGUUCUGAGGAAGGCGAUAGAUCAACAGAUGACGAACAGGAGAGUAAUGAAGUGGAUGAAGAGCAGAGGAUAAAAGCUGAAGAAAAACAGAAGUGGGGAAACAAAUCUAUUGUGUUUGAAGGGACUGACUUUCAUGAAAUUCCAGUACUGGAGGAAUGUUAUGAAGAAAACAAUGGGGAGAAACUGCUGAUAUGUUCUGAAUGUGGAAAGAGCUUCAGUCAGGAGAUGUAUUUUACUAAACAUCAAAGAAUUCACACAAAGGAAAAAACAUAUAAGUUCUUGGAGUGUGAAAAGCUGCUCAAUCACAACUCAGACUUUAGUUGGCAUCCGAAAUUUGACAUUCCCAAGAACCAUUAUAAAUGCUCAGUUUGUGGAAAGAAUUUCAGCGAUAGCAGAAACCUUAAAAGACAUCAAAGAAUCCACACAGGGGAGAAACCCUACAAAUGCCCAGAGUGUGGAAAGAGCUUCAGUCGCAGCCCAGAACUUAAAGCACAUCAACGGAUCCAUACAGGGGAGAAGCCCUAUAAAUGUUCUGUGUGUGGAAAAAGAUUCAGCCAGAGCUCAAACCUUAGUAAACAUCAAAGAAUACACACAGGUGAGAAGCCCUACAAAUGUCCAGAAUGUGGAAGGAGUUUCAACCAUAGCACACAUCUUAAAAGACAUCAAAGAAUUCACACAGGUGAGAAGCCAUAUCAAUGCUCUGAAUGUGGAAAGAGUUUCAGUCAAAGUGUGGUUCUUAAAUUGCAUCAAAAAAUUCACACAGGGGAGAAGCUAUAUAAAUGUACAGAGUGUGGAAAGAGUUUCAGCAAUAAUGGAAACCUUAAAAUACAUCAAAAAAUUCACAGAGGGGAGAAACCCAGUAAAUGCUCUGAGUGUGGAAAAAGUUUCAGCAAUAGUGGAAACCUUAAGAUACAUCAAAAAACCCAUAGGGAGGAAAAGCCCUAUAAAUGUUCUGAGUGUGGGAAGUGUUUCAGUCAAAGCAUGAUCCUGAAAUCCCAUCAAACAAUUCACACAGGGGAGAAGCCCUAUAAGUGCUCUGAGUGUGGAAAGAAGUACAAUGAUAGUAAAAGCCUUAAAGGACAUCAAAGGAUCCACACACGGGAGAAGCCCUACAAAUGCACUGAGUGUGGGAAGGGUUUCAGUGUUAAAAAAAGCCUUAAUGUUCAUCAAAGGACUCACACACAGGAGAAGCCCUAUAAAUGCUCUGAGUGUGGAAAGAGUUUCAGCGACAGCAGAAUCCUUAAAGUGCAUCAGAGAAUCCACACAGGGGAGAAGCCCUACAAGUGCUUAGAGUGUGGGAAAAGCUUCAAUCAGAGCCCACACCUUAAAAGACAUCAGAGAACUCACACAGAGGAGAAGCCCUAUAAAUGCUCAGAGUGUGGAAAGAGCUUCAAUCAGAGCACACACCUCAAUUCUCACCAAAGGAUUCACACACGUGAGAAGCCCUAUAAAUGCUCAGAGUGUGGAUUGAGCUUCCACCAGAGUAUACACCUUCGUUCUCACCAGAGAAUACACACAGGGAGGAAUCCCAUAAAGGUGGGAAGAUCUUCAGUUUGAAGGACACAUCCCUUCAUUGGAAAAGAUGCUAAUGCAAGAGAAAGCAUAUGGAUACGUAGAGUAGAGUAUAUUUGUAGACUAAAGCAGCAUAACCAGCAGAGAAUUCACACAAGGGACCAGAUAUAUAAAGCCUUAAAUUACGGCGGAAACUUCCAUCAGCAUGGUAAGGGUGGGCAAUGAUCUUUGGUUGGCACCAGGUUAAGGAUAGUCUUAGGGAUCUAUCUGGUUGCCUAUAGUGAAUUAACAUUGCCUCCAAGUGACUAUGUGAGUUCAGAAAGCCAUGAGCAGAGUAUAACUGCCUGUUCAAGGUGAAUUCUGCAAGCUAGCAGAACUCUGUAGUGCAGUCUAUUAUUAAAUUUAAUAAAUAAAAAU